AUUUUUUAGUUGAAUAUGUUCAAAUGCCGUAAAAUGCUUUGAAUACCAUUUGUUUAUGAAAGAAAAAUAGGUAACAUUUAAUUUUUAUCACGGACUAACUUCAAAUGAAACGUGAUUGCAUUGUUAGGUUCACAAUGAAUAUUCCACCUAUACAACAACCAGGAGCUAUUGGAGUAGGGCAAAUGACCCAGCCUGUGAAUCCUCAAAUUCCUCAAAACCCACAACAAGCACCACCACAACAAGUUCAGCAGCAACAACAACAGCAGCAGCAGCAACAACAGCCGCAAGAGAAACUUGAGAAUAUUUCUAAAGUGAAGUCUUUAAUUGGACCACUGAGGGAAUCAUUAGCUAUAGCUCUUAAGACUGCAGCUCAUACAUUGCACCAAAAUAGUUUAGUAGAUGUUGGAUCUCUUAAAGGAAUUGAUCAACCUGACCAUCGUUUUAAUAAGAAUAUGGAAGAAUUUUAUUCUAUUUGUGAUCAAAUAGAAUUACAUUUAAAAACAUCUAUAGAAUGUUUGUCACAGAAUUCUAGUGCUCUACGGUAUUUACCAGUGUCUGUCAUACCUACACGUACUGACACUGUUGGAGCACAAGAAGGACCAGCUUUAACUUAUCCUCAAUUUUUAAUGACUGUACGGGCACAAGUUGCAUAUGCACGUGAAGUACAUGAUACUUUAAUAUCUGCAGCACAUGCAGUAGCAUCUGGUGAAUAUUAUUAUUUUAUUACUUUUAUGCAGAUUAUAGCAACAAUAUGUUACUGCAUAGUCAAGUUACGAUACACAGCGCGCAUUCAGUUCGCGGGGAGCGCUCGUGCAGUGCGCGUUGUUGUCCCGUGUUCCUCUAGAUGGUUGAUCACGUGGGAAACAUUGCGCCGACUUUUCGCGAUUCCGUGGCGAAGAAGGGCCGAGGGAAAGGGAAUAAAUGUGUGCGAGUCCGUAAUGGACAACCCUAGCGGCGGAAGAGAUAGUCGGUACGCAAGUCUUGGGUACAGCAUGGGGAUGAUAGGCAGCGACGCUGGCUCGGAAAUGUACGGCCGACCGUCCACCUCCCAGCUUACAACUUCUCAAAUAAGCCGCGGUGGCGCCACCAUGAUGGCCGCGGCGGCUGCUGCAGGCGCACCGAACGCCGGCGUGGGACCUGUACAGAGGGGUAUCAAGAGGACCACUGCGGACGUCUGUUACGAUGACAGUAACGCACGGCAGGCGCUUUCGCAACAGCAGGGUAUGUCGAUGUCCGGGGACUGUGUCCCCGACAAUCUGGAGGAGUCGUUCACCAGUUUGGGCCAGCCGAAAAAGUCACCCCCGUCAAACGGCAAGAAAACCAAAGGACGGGUUAAGAUUAAAAUGGAGUACAUCGACAAUAAGCUACGGAGGUAUACCACCUUCUCCAAAAGGAAAACCGGAAUCAUGAAGAAGGCGUACGAGCUGUCGACGCUAACAGGUACGCAGGUGAUGCUGCUGGUGGCGAGCGAGACCGGGCACGUGUACACGUUCGCGACACGGAAGCUGCAGCCGAUGAUAACGAGCGAGGCCGGCAAAGCUUUGAUCCAGACCUGCUUGAACAGCCCGGACCCGCCGACCUCCGGCUCAUCCGGCGAUCAGAGGAUGUCCGCGACCGGGUUCGAGGAGACCGAACUGACCUACAACAUAGCCGACGACGAGCAGAAAGAAGACGGUACUUCACCCAGGUCGGACGUUUGCGCCAAUGAAAGCGACGGAGACACCAGCGAUGGCGAUUCUCCGGUUUCAAAAGAUCUCCCAAAAAACCAUUCGGGUAUAAUGUAUCAAAUGCCACAAACAGUCAUUUAUUCGCCGAGUCCAGGGGUUCUGCUCGGAAUCGGUCAGAACGGUCAACCGGUGCAGAUUUCGCAGGAAGGAGGCACGGUGACCCCGGUGAACUCUGCGCAGAACAAUCAGCCGUUCAUCACGAUACCGUUGAACGUCGCGAUGAGCGCCGCGGGUCUCUCGCUGCCCGUCACAUCUAGGAUGAAUCUGUCGCCGUCGCCGCGAUCACCGACGACGACGACGACGACCACGUCGACGACGGCGGUUGCGUCCACCUGUGACCUGCCAUCGGACCUGAGCAAAGACCGUGAGUGACACCGUGCCCCGAUCGUCGUCCUCGGCUAAAGAGAUCUCGGCGGGGCUGCGGCGGCCCUUGCCGACGCAACCACGAAUAACGGACGAUUUCGACGAUUUCACUUCUUUCCGAUGGUAGAUCCGAGUUCAUCGAAGCCAGGACACCAGCCGCGUAACGCCUGUCCUCGUCGUUGGGACUGACGAGACGUUCAGGCCCGAUACACGUUUAUCGGUAGCGUUCUUUACUUGUCCAUUGUCUUCGGUGAACGAAGAUAGAGCGGCGAGAUUCAUAACACACACAUUAUAAACAAUAUUUCAUCGAGACUUGACUGAUAAUGUGUAUCAGGUCUUACCGUUAACGUUCAGUUCUCCAUAACGCGCCACCCCAUAAAUUCUUUCGUGUCCUUCAUUCAUCUUCCGCAGUCCGGGGUCGGCAGCGGUUCUUUGGGUUGGGACCAAACAUCGGGAAUGAUGAUCGCGAACUGAUUCCGGGAUCGUUACGGCAACAGAUCGUAUCCCCUAUUCUGCUGAUAGAUCAGUGGGAAUCGUUGACAUUUUUAGACGGAGUUUGUUUAAGUUUCGAAUUUAUAUAAAGAAGGUCAUUAUACUAGUAAUCAUGGCUUGUGUUCUAGUGGAAGGUAUUGCAUCAUGAGUUUCAAGUAUCAACGCGUACACUUUCGGGGAUGAACGUCGCAGCGACGACUCCGAAGUCGCGUUCGAUCUUUUAUAAUUGUAUUUUUACAAAUCGAUCCCCGGUAUAAGGAGAUAACGGAAGUUUCCCUUGUCGACGGUUUAUCGAGCGAAAAGGAACGCAGAGUUCGCGUCAGGCUCUGUCGGGGCGUUUUAUUUUAUUGUAUUUUACUCGCGGAUGUCGUAAGUGUAUCGAAUCCGUGGCCUCGCGAGGAUUGAAGGUUAAUCGUACGUUUUAGACGCGUUUUAUAACAUGGCGGUCACAAUCUCGGUCGCAGACUCUUCGUUUCGCGUCCCGUUGCGACGGUAUCGAGCCGCAGACGUUUCGCUGUAACGUCGAUUUUCGAUGAAGCUUUUACUCUGCAAACAGCGAAAUACGUUUUCGAUGUUCCCCUACAGUUGGUUCGUCGCUCUUUCAUCGGUACGAAAUCCUUCCGCUUUUAAGGAGAGCGAUCGCGUUCACCCAAGUUAAUUUCGUACUACUUAUAACAAUCCGAGGAUACACUAAAGCCGAAAGUGUCGAAGGGGACGAAGUGAAUGAAACUUGUUCCGCUAUUUGUUAAUCGUCCAUCGGAUCUAAUCGCGCGAAACGGCGGCAUGGAGGCGCGUGCCACUCUCACGAAUCAUCCCCGGACACGAAUACGUUAGAGAUGUUCACCAACCGUACAUGCCCAUGAAUACAUUUUCAUUAACGGCUGAGCCUUGUCGCCAGCACUUAGUCGAUAUCAGUGCAAUACUAGUCGAACGUUCGGUAAACGUUCCACGGAGCGAUUUUUUACACUGUCCUCGUGGCUCCGUGUCCCUCGAGAUGUUCACUGCUCGUAAAUUGCCGGAUAAGAAUCACUCGCAGGAGGAGCCGAUAUAUUUUUAGCACUCGAACGUCGCGAUGUUUUUGAACCGUGACGCGUUCGUAGGUCGGACUUGAACCCGAAAAAUCGGAGGUUCGUUCCGGUCCCACGCGGAAAUCGUGUAUCAUUCGCGAUCCGUAUCAGGGUGUGAUUAUGAAACCGAUUUGUAAAAUUCGUUUCUUAAUUA
Messenger RNA from Nomia melanderi (Alkali bee), 3803 nucleotides. RefSeq names its product serum response factor blistered (gene bs). Lineage: Eukaryota; Metazoa; Arthropoda; Insecta; Hymenoptera; Halictidae. Gene Ontology annotation, molecular function: DNA-binding transcription factor activity, RNA polymerase II-specific; cis-regulatory region sequence-specific DNA binding; protein dimerization activity. The record is from RefSeq and is a predicted model, not a curated record. Gene Ontology annotation, biological process: positive regulation of transcription by RNA polymerase II.